AUGUCAUCCGGUGUACAAACAGAUCAAGAAUGCGUCAGCAAGUUCAACGAAUUGAAGUUGGGUCGUAAAUACACUGCUAUUUUCUACAAGAUGAACGACACCAACACACAAAUCGUCGUCGAGAAGACCCUCCCAGCCGGAACUCCAUUCUCUGAGAUCUUGACUGGUUUCCCACCAAAGGAAUGCAGAUACGUCGUUGUCGAUUACGGUUACAAUGAAGAAGGAGCCAACAAGAAUAGAAUUUGCUUCGUUGUUUGGUGUCCAGAUACCGCCCCAAUCAAGGGUAAGAUGCUUUACACCUCCUCAAAGGACUCCCUCCGUAAGGCUUUGGUCGGUAUCCAAGUUGAAAUCCAAGGUACUGAUGCUUCUGAAGUUCAAGAGUCUGAAUUCUUGGCCAAGUGCACCAAGAUCUAA
Messenger RNA from Heterostelium album PN500, 414 nucleotides. RefSeq names its product actin-binding ADF family protein (gene cofB). The record is from RefSeq and is a predicted model, not a curated record. Gene Ontology annotation, biological process: actin filament depolymerization; cell motility; actin filament severing. Gene Ontology annotation, cellular component: actin cytoskeleton; actin cortical patch; cytoplasm. The transcript has 2 exons. Lineage: Eukaryota; Evosea; Eumycetozoa; Acytosteliales; Acytosteliaceae. Bases 1 to 414 code for a protein of 137 amino acids. Gene Ontology annotation, molecular function: actin filament binding.